AUGUAUGUUGAUGAUUUGGUAAUUACUGGUAAUAAUUCGCCAUUUGUGGAAAGAAUCAUUGAUCAGCUUGGAAAAAAAUUCUCUCUUAAAGAUUUAGGGCCUCUUCACUUCUUUCUCGGCAUAGAAGUAAUACCAACAAGAGAUGGAAUAUUUCUAAGUCAACACAAAUAUAUCCGAGAGCUACUUGGAAAAACAAGUAUGAAGGGUGCCAAAGAUGUUACAACACCUCUGUCAACCUCAGUUUCUUUAAAGCUUGAUGAUGACACUUCCUCAUUUGAUGCCACAGAAUAUAGGAGAGUUAUUGGUGGACUGCAAUACCUCUCAUUGACUAGGCUUGAUAUCAGCUUUGCAGUCAACAAACUCUCUCAGUUCAUGCAUGCUCCUACUACAACUCACUGGACAACCACACAGAGAUUGCUGAGAUAUUUGAAGAAUAAAAUUUUCCAAGGCAUCACCAUAAGAAAAACAGCUAAUCCAGCCCUUUUAUGUUUCUCAGAUUCGGACUAG
This is a messenger RNA of Pistacia vera, 507 nucleotides long. RefSeq lists its product as uncharacterized. The coding region runs from base 1 to 507 and encodes 168 amino acids. The record is from RefSeq and is a predicted model, not a curated record. The transcript has a single exon. Lineage: Eukaryota; Viridiplantae; Streptophyta; Magnoliopsida; Sapindales; Anacardiaceae.